GCCCAGCUUUUAUGUCUCAUUCUGGAUAAUUGAGCAGAGGUGCAUAUGGCAGUCCUAACAGAGAGGAAGGAAAGAUGGGUGUAAUAUUAGAAGGCAUGAAUCUAGGCAGGACCCUAGACCAUACUUACCUUCUUUACUUAUUGUGAGCCUUCAUAACUGUGAGAUCUAUAACUGGGCUUCUCAUGUGCUUGGCCUGUGGAUGGUGUUAUUUCUAGUUUUCUGUUUACCUUUCUGGAGUCUGAGAUCACAAAAGGAUACAAAUAAAGCCUGCAUUUUGAAAAUACCUAUUUUUAACUUAUUAACUGGGAACUUUGAGAAAAGUUAUUACAGAAUAAUUAGUAAAAAAUCACCUUCAUUUGGAUUCUGCUUUUGGUUAUGUAGGUCACACAGCCUAAGGCAGUGGGAGGGUCUAGGUGUCACCAGUGUGGCAGUCAGACGCAGUGACUGUGCUGCCUGUGAUUUCCUGUCUGUACCCUGACUGUAAUUAAACCAGCACCAGUACCUGUCAUUGGGGCACCAGCUACACAUCUGAGUAUACAUGAGUAGAGCUGAACAUCCAGAAUAUUGAUGCUUUUUAUUCCAUGCCUGGAGGUUUAGUUCUUUUUUAUUAAUACAAGAUGGAGACUGAAAGUGAGAGUAGCACUUCAGGGGAUGACAGUGUCUUCUGGUUGGAGUCUGAAGUUAUAACCCAGGUGACUGACUGUGAAGAGGGAGAAAGGGAAGAAAAGUUCAGGAAGAUGAAGUCCUCAGUACAUUCUGAAGAAGAUGAUUUUGUUCCAGAGCUACAUAGAAAUGUACACCCUCGAGAGCGGCCUGAUUGGGAAGAAACUCUUAGUGCAAUGGCAAGAGGCGCAGAUGUUCCUGAGAUUCCUGGAGAUCUUACUCUUAAGACGUGUGGCAGUACAGCCAGUAUGAAGGUUAAGCAUGUGAAAAAGUCCACCACUCCAGGACUGAUGGGCUGUGACAACAUUCACAGAUUACCCUUCACUAAAGGUCACUUUCCAAAGAUGGCUGAAUGUGCGCAUUUCCAUUAUGAGAAUGUUGAGUUUGGCAGCAUACAGCUUUCACUUUCAGAAGAACAGAAUGAAGUAAUGAAAAAUGGCUGUGAAUCUAAAGAGCUGGUCUACCUCGUGCAGAUUGCUUGUCAGGGAAAAAGUUGGAUUGUUAAAAGAAGUUAUGAAGAUUUUAGGGUACUUGAUAAACAUCUUCAUCUAUGUAUUUAUGACCGAAGAUUUUCCCAGCUCUCAGAACUUCCCCGUUCUGACACCCUAAAGGACAGUCCAGAGUCGGUCACUCAGAUGCUUAUGGCUUACCUGUCACGCCUUUCAGCUAUUGCUGGCAACAAGAUCAACUGUGGGCCUGCCCUUACCUGGAUGGAGAUUGAUAAUAAGGGAAAUCACCUUUUGGUUCAUGAGGAGUCAUCCAUCAACACUCCUGCUGUUGGUGCUGCCCAUGUUAUCAAGAGGUACACUGCCCGGGCCCCUGAUGAAUUGACCUUAGAGGUGGGAGACAUUGUUUCUGUUAUUGACAUGCCCCCAAAAGUGUUAAGCACAUGGUGGAGAGGCAAGCAUGGAUUCCAGGUGGGACUCUUCCCUGGACACUGUGUUGAGUUAAUUAACCAAAAAGUACCCCAAUCAGUGACCAACUCAGUGCCAAAACCAGUGUCUAAAAAGCACGGCAAGCUCAUUACUUUCUUACGAACAUUCAUGAAGUCUCGUCCAACGAAACAGAAGCUGAAGCAGCGGGGAAUCUUGAAAGAGAGGGUGUUUGGUUGUGACCUGGGGGAGCACCUUCUAAAUUCCGGUUUUGAAGUACCCCAGGUUCUUCAAAGCUGCACAGCAUUCAUUGAGAGAUAUGGCAUUGUGGAUGGAAUAUAUCGCCUUUCUGGUGUUGCCUCCAAUAUCCAGAGACUACGCCAUGAAUUUGACUCUGAGCAUGUCCCCGACCUGACGAAAGAACCAUAUGUUCAGGACAUCCAUUCUGUGGGCUCCCUAUGUAAGCUGUACUUCCGGGAACUCCCAAACCCCCUGCUUACCUACCAGCUGUAUGAGAAAUUUUCUGAUGCAGUUUCAGCAGCAACAGAUGAAGAAAGGCUGAUAAAAAUCCACGAUGUCAUCCAGCAGCUCCCGCCACCACACUACAGAACACUGGAGUUCCUGAUGAGACACUUGUCUCUUCUAGCUGACUAUUGUUCCAUCACAAAUAUGCAUGCAAAAAAUCUAGCAAUUGUUUGGGCUCCAAACCUGUUAAGAUCAAAACAGAUAGAAUCUGCCUGCUUCAGUGGAACAGCAGCUUUCAUGGAAGUGAGAAUUCAGUCUGUGGUUGUCGAGUUCAUCCUGAAUCACGUUGAUGUGCUCUUCAGUGGCAAAAUCAGCAUGGUCAUGCAAGAAGGGGCAGCUUCUCUAUCAAGGCCCAAGUCCCUCCUGGUAUCCUCUCCAUCCACCAAGCUGCUGACAUUGGAAGAGGCCCAGGCACGAACACAAGCUCAGGUCAAUUCUCCAAUCGUGACAGAAAAUAAAUAUAUCGAAGUAGGAGAAGGACCUGCUGCACUUCAGGGAAAAUUUCAUACCAUAAUUGAGUUCCCACUUGAAAGAAAGAGACCUCAAAAUAAGAUGAAAAAAUCUCCUGUGGGUAGCUGGCGUUCAUUUUUCAACUUGGGAAAAUCAUCAUCCGUUUCUAAACGAAAGCUUCAGCGGAAUGAGAGUGAGCCUUCGGAGAUGAAAGCCAUGGCUCUGAAAGGUGGCAGGGCAGAAGGAACCCUCCGUUCAGCUAAAAGUGAGGAGUCUCUUACGUCUCUCCAUGCAGUUGAUGGUGAUUCUAAGCUCUUCCGCCCCAGAAGACCCAGAUCUUCCAGUGAUGCACUGUCUGCCUCUUUUAAUGGAGAAAUGCUGGGGAACCGCUGUAACUCCUAUGAUAACCUGCCUCAUGACAAUGAGAGUGAGGAGGAAGGAGGGUUGCUUCAUAUCCCAGCCCUUAUGUCUCCUCAUUCAGCUGAGGAUGUUGACUUGAGCCCACCGGACAUUGGAGUAGCCAGCCUGGAUUUUGAUCCAAUGUCAUUUCAAUGUAGUCCUCCUAAGGCUGAAUCAGAAUGUCUGGAGAGUGGUGCUUCCUUUUUAGAUUCACCAGGAUACUGCAAGGAUAGACCAAGUGCCAAUAAAAAGGAUGCAGAGACAGGUGGUAGCCAGUGUCAGACUCCAGGAAGCACAGCAAGCUCUGAACCUCUCUCUCCUCUUCAGGAGAAACUGAGUCCAUUCUUUACCCUGGACUUGAGUCCAACUGAAGAGAAAUCAUCUAAGCCAUCUUCCUUUACUGAAAAGGUCGUCUAUGCUUUCUCUCCGAAGAUAGGACGGAAAUUAAGCAAAUCACCUUCUAUGAGCAUAUCUGAGCCAAUUUCAGUGACCCUACCACCACGAGUGUCAGAAGUCAUUGGUACAGUCUCAAAUACCACAGCUCAGAAUACAUCAUCUUCUACCUGGGACAAAAGCGCUGAAGAAAGGGAUGUCACAAAUAGAUCCCCCACCCAGAUAGUAAAGAUGAAAACAAAUGAGACAGAGGCCCAAGAAGGAUGUGAAUCUGAAGUCCAGCCCCUGGACCAGGUGGCUGCUGAAGAAGUAGAAUUGCCAGGGAAAGAGGAUCAGUCUGUCUCAAGCAGUCAGAGUAAGGCUGUAGCUUCUGGACAGACUCAGACAGGAGCAGUUACCCAUGACCCCCCUCAGGAUUCCGUUCCUGUCAGUUCAGUCUCUCUUAUCCCACCACCACCGCCUCCGAAAAAUGUUGCCCGAAUGUUGGCGCUAGCAUUAGCUGAGUCUGCACAGCAAGCCUCAACUCAGUCAUUGAAGAGACCAGGGACCUCUCAGGCUGGGUAUACAAAUUAUGGAGACAUAGCGGUGGCUACAACUGAAGAUGAUCUGCCCAGUUCUUACUCUGCUGUUACUCUUGAUAAGGCCUAUAUCCAAACCGAUCGACCAGCAGAGCAGUUCCACCUCCAGAAUAAUCCACCAGGAAACUGUGACCAUCCUCUCCCAGAGACAACAGCUAUUGGGGAUCCUACCCAUUCCAACACAACUGAAUCUGGGGAGCAACACCACCAAGUAGACUUAACAGGGAAUCAGCCACAUCGAACCUAUUUGUCUGGGGACCCAGAAAAGGCCAGAAUUACUUCAGUUACCUUAGACUCAGAGAAGUCUGAUGAUCAUGCAAGUUUCCCUGAAGACCAGGCUGGGAAGAACAGUAUACCAACUGUCUCCUUCAUGGAUCAGGAUCAGUCUCCACCUCAUUUCUACAAUGGAGAUCAGCCUCCUUCUUACCUUGGUGCAAGUGUGGAUAAACCCCAUCACCCUUCAGAAUUUGCAGACAAAUCUCCCACACCUCCUAAUUUACCUAGGGAUAAAAUCUUCCUUCCUUCUGGGUCCCUUGCAGACAAAUCACCCACACCUCCUAAUUUACCUAGAGAUAAAAUCUGCCAUCCUUCUGGGUCCCCCGAAGAGAAUACCAGCACAGCCAACAUGACUUACAUGACAGCUACUCCAGCAACAGCCCAAAUGAGCACCAAGGAAGCCAGCUGGGAUAUGGCUGAGCAACCCACCACUGCUGAUUUUGCUGCUGCCACCCUUCAGCGCACACACAGAACUAAUCGUCCGCUUCCCCCUCCACCUUCCCAGAGAUCUGCAGAGCAGCCACUAGUCGUGGGGCAGGUACAAGCAGCAACCAAUAUAGGAUUAAAUAAUUCCCACAAGGUUCAAGGAGUAGUUCCAGUUCCAGAGAGGCCACUUGAACCUCGAGCCAUGGAUGAUCCUGCAUCUGUCUUCAUCAGUGACGGUGGUGCAGCUGCUGCUCAGUGUCACAUGGCUACAGCUGUCCAGCCAGGCCUGCCUGAGAAAGUGCGGGACGGUGCACGGGCCCCACUGCUGCACCUGCGUGCCGAGUCUGUCUCUGCGCACCCCUGUGGCUUUCCUGCACCACUGCCCCCGACCAGGACGAUGGAGAAUAAGAUGACUGCUGCCAUACACUCCAGCAGUACAGAUGCCACCAGCAGUUCAAAUUAUCAUUCCUUUGUCACUGCUUCAUCCGCCUCUGUGGAUGAUGUGUUGCCUUUACCAGUUCCUGUCCCACAACCUAAGCAUGCUUCUCAGAAAACAGUUUACUCCUCCUUUGCUAGGCCUGAUGUCGCCGCUGAACCCUUUGGUCCAGAAAACUGUUUGCAUUUCAAUAUGACUCCAAGCUGCCAGUACCGUCCCCAGAGUGUACCUCCACAUCACAAUAAAUUGGAGCAGCACCAAGUAUAUGGUGCCAGGUCAGAGCCACCAGCCUCCAUGGGUCUUCGUUAUAACACAUACGUGGCCCCAGGAAGAAACGCAUCUGGACACCACUCCAAGCCAUGCAGCCGGAUCGAGUACGUGUCUUCUUUGAGCUCCUCUGUUAGGAAUGCCUGUUAUCCUGAAGACAUUCCGCCGUACCCUACCAUCCGGAGAGUGCAGUCUCUCCAUGCCCCGCCAUCUUCCAUGAUUCGCUCUGUUCCCAUUUCACGGACAGAAGUUCCCCCAGAUGAUGAGCCAGCCUACUGCCCAAGACCCCUGUACCAAUAUAAGCCAUAUCAGUCCUCCCAGGCCCGCUCAGAUUAUCAUGUAACUCAGCUUCAGCCUUACUUUGAGAAUGGCCGGGUCCACUACAGAUAUAGCCCAUAUUCUAGUUCUUCUAGUUCCUAUUACAGUCCAGAUGGGGCUCUGUGUGAUGUGGAUGCCUAUGGCACAGUCCAGUUGAGACCCCUUCACCGCCUUCCCAGUCGAGAUUUUGCUUUCUACAAUCCUAGACUGCAGGGAAAGAACUUGUACAGUUACGCUGGUUUGCCUCCACGUCCCCGGGCCAAUGCAACUGGCUAUUUCUCUCCCAACGACCAUAAUGUAGUCAACAUUCCUCCGGCUGCUGAUGUAAAGCACACCUACACCUCAUGGGAUCUUGAGGACAUGGAAAAAUAUCGCAUGCAGUCCAUCCGGAGAGAGAGCCGUGCUCGGCAGAAAGUGAAAGGGCCUGUCAUGUCUCAAUACGAUAAUAUGACCCCAGCUGUGCAGGAUGACUUGGGUGGGAUCUACGUCAUUCAUCUGCGGAGUAAAUCAGAUCCUGGGAAAACUGGACUUCUCUCAGUGGCAGAAGGAAAGGAGGGCCGCCACACAGCCAAGGCCAUCAGUCCCGAGGGAGAGGACCGCUUCUAUAGGAGGCAUCCUGAGGCAGAGUUGGAUAGAGCUCACCACCACGGAGGCCAUGGUAGCACGCAGCCGGAGAAGCCAUCCCUUCCUCAGAAGCAGAGCAGCCUGAGGAGCAGGAAGCUUCCCGACAUGGGCUGCAGUCUCCCUGAGCACAGGGCACACCAGGAAGCAAGCCAUAGGCAGUUCUGUGAGUCAAAAAAUGGGCCCCCGUAUCCCCAGGGAGCUGGCCAGUUAGAUUACGUUUCCAAAGGGAUUCCAGACACUUCUGAGCCAGUUGGCUACCAUAACUCUGGAGUAAAAUAUGCUGCAUCUGGGCAAGAAUCUUUAAGACUGAACCACAAAGAGGUGAGGCUCUCCAAAGAGAUGGAACGGCCUUGGGCUAGGCAGCCUUCUGCCCCAGAGAAACACUCCAGAGACUGCUACAAGGAGGAAGAACACCUCACUCAGUCAAUGGUCCCACCCCCUAAACCAGAGAGGAGUCAUAGCCUCAAACUCCAUCAUACCCAGAACGUGGAGAGGGACCCCAGUAUGCUGUACCAAUACCAACCACACGUCAAGCGUCAGAGCAGUGUGACUGUAGUGUCCCAGUAUGAUAACCUGGAGGAUUACCACUCCCUGCCUCAGCACCAGCGAGGAGUCUUUGGAGGGGGCAGCAUGGGGGGGACGUAUGUGCCUCCUGGCUUUCCUCAUCCACAGAGCAGGACCUAUGCUACGGCUUUGGGUCAAGGGGCCUUCCUGCCCACAGAGUUGUCCUUGCAGCAUCCUGAAACACAGAUCCAUGCAGAAUGAGCCCUGGGAGCAAUAGAGUUGAAGCAGCCUCUGCUGGACAGUGGACUGUUCUAUUUUUUUCAAUAAGCAAAAAGAUUAAAAAAACAAAAAAUACUAUAAAACUCCUGACAACAUUUAAAAAAGAUAAUAAAAGUAAACAAAUCA
This is a messenger RNA of Callithrix jacchus (white-tufted-ear marmoset), 7136 nucleotides long. It is a transcript of the gene ARHGAP32, whose product is annotated as Rho GTPase activating protein 32. The record is from RefSeq and is a predicted model, not a curated record. NCBI's taxonomy places the organism in Eukaryota, Metazoa, Chordata, Mammalia, Primates, Cebidae. Gene Ontology annotation, cellular component: cell cortex; nucleoplasm; actin cytoskeleton. Gene Ontology annotation, biological process: small GTPase-mediated signal transduction. Gene Ontology annotation, molecular function: phosphatidylinositol phosphate binding; GTPase activator activity; protein binding.